AUGUGGGAUUAUCUCGGCGCGACGCGGUGGAGUUGCGGGGAGCAGAUUGUUUCAACCCACAGAUGGGAAGUCGCAACUGGCCGUGAGAGAGGGGGAAAAGACCUGUUGACUCUACAACGAGCGAGAGUAGCGGUAAACCUCUUGAUCAGACAAGUAUUUGGUUUUGGUGGUGGGGGACUAUGUGAACAAAGGGUGUGGCGAGUCUCGUGGCUGCUGUCCAGGGAGGUUAGUACCCCGAGGUCCACACUUGGCUCUGAUGAGCUCAGCUCAGCUCAGUUCGCUUCACCGCGGUACAAUAUUCUUCUUGCAGGCGUCAACGCAGGCGUCAAUCCGAGGUGUUGUUGCGUAAACAAGAGUAGCGGUGUCCCAUGCCAACCACACUCACAGAAAGCCAACCUCGUCGGCAGUAUUACUCGGGUGAGGCCUUGGGCACGGCCUGUUUACACUCCGUUGUCAUGGAUGGGCUGGCAUGCGUGCCGGUGGGAGAAGAUGACAGGGGCUUUGCGGGGAGCUCCUGCUCGACAACAACAACACCAUCGCCACACUUCGUAUCUGCAUGAUAUCAUUCCCGCACUCAAUUGGAGAAAAACUAUCCCAUGCAUUGGAUCUCGAAUGGCCACCAAUGCCUGGGGUUGCACGAGCAACUUGCUGGAGAACUGGUGGUGUGGAGGGGGAAGCUUGGUUUCGGCUUUCCGCGCUGUUGCCGCCUCGAUUCGUUCACAGCGAAACAGCUCACCAAGCUCGCCCACGGGUUGCAUUAUGCCUUUACAUGACUUGGGCAUGUUCGUGACUUCCUUCACUUCUUAUAUCUGCUAUUUCUUUCGCAAAGACGACGCUCAACACAGAUCUCCAUACCCGCUUCAAAAUUCCAGAGAAGGAAAGGGGAAACUACAGGGACUUGAAUGCUCGAAGAAAGAGUUGGGAGAAUACAUUCUUGCAAAAUACUGCUCUCUUUAG
Lindgomyces ingoldianus is the source of this 957-nucleotide messenger RNA. RefSeq lists its product as uncharacterized. The transcript is spliced from 7 exons. The record is from RefSeq and is a predicted model, not a curated record. Bases 1 to 957 code for a protein of 318 amino acids. NCBI's taxonomy places the organism in Eukaryota, Fungi, Ascomycota, Dothideomycetes, Pleosporales, Lindgomycetaceae.